Molecule: messenger RNA, 3708 nt
Organism: Sphaeramia orbicularis (orbiculate cardinalfish)
Lineage: Eukaryota; Metazoa; Chordata; Actinopteri; Kurtiformes; Apogonidae
Gene: adora1b
Product: adenosine A1 receptor b
Exons: 2
Coding region: 671-1810 (379 amino acids)
Biological process (GO): G protein-coupled adenosine receptor signaling pathway
Cellular component (GO): synapse; dendrite; plasma membrane
Molecular function (GO): G protein-coupled adenosine receptor activity
Source: RefSeq, a predicted model, not a curated record
AUAGCAGAUUUUAAUGGGCAGCAAAAGAAGAAAAAGAGAGUUAUUUUCGGAAGCUGCAUUAUUGGUCUUACUAACACACAGCGGGGGAGAGAGAGACAGAGCAAGAGAAGAAGAAAGAGAGAGAGAGAGAGGAGGGAGCGGAGCCGUCUGCGCACGAGCGUCACUGCGCGUUUUCAACCAAAUUAUUUAAUACAAUUUCUUUUGUUAAAACAGCUUUCCUGAAAUGUAAAAGGCCGUUGUUGCGGACACUGGAGCGCGAUCUUGGAUAAACCGAAGCGCACGGAAAGGAUGUUCCCGUCAGCAGGAGCAGGUGGAUUCAGCCAAGUGGAGGCGCAGGGCGCAGAGAGCGACAACGACGCACAAUAGGAGACGGAGCAGAACACCUGCUCCCACGGAAGACCCCACUCAUUCUCAGUUAUGCUGCUCGCUUAACAAGCAGCUCUGUCUAAAAAACUGGAUUUGUCUACCAACUUUUUUUUCUUUAUUUAACCAUGUGAGCUACGUGACAAAUGGACGCACCACAGCGCAUUUGGAGAAUACUGUGAUUAAAGGGGGAAAAAAGGGGAGAAAAAGAUCAAGGACUGCUCUGGUGGCUGCUUCCCUAAAGCUAUUCUCAAAAAAAGGGAAAAAAUCUAUCUAGUUCUUAUCAAAGACAUAAUCAUCUGCAAGGAUGCCCGGAGCGCUUACAGCAGCACAGUCUGUCUACAUAGGCAUGGAGGUGGUGAUAGCACUCUCGUCGGUAAUUGGGAAUGUGAUGGUGGUUUGGGCGGUGAAAAUUAAUAAAUCGUUGCGAGAUACGACGUUCUGCUUCAUCGUGUCCCUGGCUCUGGCGGAUAUUGCAGUGGGAGCGCUCGUCAUCCCUCUGGCCAUCACUAUCAGCAUCGGACUCCAAACUCACUUCUACAGCUGCCUGCUCGUGGCGUGCACGGUGCUGGUGCUGACGCAAAGUUCAAUCCUGGCUCUUCUGGCCAUUGCUAUUGACCGCUAUCUCAGGGUCAAGAUCCCCACCAGGUACAAGCGAGUGGUGACUCCUCGUCGAGCAGGGCUGGCAGUGGUAGUAUGUUGGACGGUGUCUUUCAUUGUGGGGCUUACACCCAUGCUGGGCUGGAACAACUUAUGGCGCCUGCAGCAAAACGGCUCCAUCAGUUCUGACCUUAUUAUCACCUGCCAGUUUGAAAAUGUUAUCAGCAUGGACUACAUGGUAUAUUUCAACUUUUUCGGUUGGGUUCUGCCACCUCUGGUGCUGAUGCUGCUCAUUUAUGCAGAGAUCUUCUACAUGAUCCACAAGCAGCUCAACAAUAAGAAGAUCAACAGCAGUCACUCAGACCCCAACAAAUACUAUGACAAAGAGCUAAACCUUGCUAAGUCUCUGGCUCUCGUCCUGUUUCUCUUCGCCAUCAGCUGGCUUCCCCUACACAUCAUCAACUGCAUCACUCUCUUCUGCCCUGAGUGCAAUAAGCCCAUUGCCUUCCUCUACAUUGCAAUUCUUCUCACCCAUGGCAACUCUGCUGUCAACCCAAUUGUCUACGCUUUCCGCAUAAAGAAGUUCCGCACAGCUUUCCAGAAAAUCUGGCAACAGUACUUCUGCUGCAAAGACACACCAGCCCUGGAGAUCCAGCCCAGUGACAGGAAAGAGAUGCCCACCCUGGACGCAAAGGAGCCGACUUCACCUCAGCCCCCCCAGAAGCAGAUGCUCAAAUUAGACGCACCACAAGAACAGACGCUUCCACCUGAGCAGGAGGAGCAGGAAACCGAACCCCCACAGCAACCGAAGGAACACCCACCAUUACUGGAGCAUAAUGCCGUCUAAGCCAAGUCAAGGAGCUGGAUGCUUGAUUGAAAAGUACUGAUCGGUGCUCAACCACUGAUUCUGCCCUCACUCUGAAUGCUUUCUAAUGAGGAAGAUGACGCAGUCACAAUGGAAGUGACAUGGAGAGUGAUGAAUGAAUCUCAGAGAUUGGAAAAUCAUUUACUUUACUCAGGAGCAACGGAUUUACUGAAGGUUUGGUCAAAGUAAGGCAAACAAGUGAAAAAGGAAAAAAGGGUAUCUGUAACUUUGCAAUAAUAGGAGGUUUUUGACAGUGUUUCUUAGUAACAGACUGAAGACAUUAAGCUUUAAUUAUUUUGUUAAUUACAGUGAAACCAGUCGAUGUAAAAAUUACAAAAUGUGCAAUAUAAUUUAUUGUGGAACAGUAUCAAACUAUGAAGUGUAACCUGAAUUAUGUGGGUGCUGUGGAGUGAAAGUUUAUACAUUCAGCAGAACAGAAACAGAACCUUACUACUGUAAUACUGCGCUUACAUGUAAGCUGACAAUGGCUCAAGGAAAUGAAUGUAACAUUAAUGUAAAUAUAGCAGCACAGCUGUAAACUCUCAUCUCUUCUUCAGGGUCUUAAUCACACAAAAGUGGUAGAGCAAGUGGUGCUACGGGAGGCAUUUUUGCAGCAAGGAGAUGUGUGUGUGUGCUGAUAGAAGGGUUUCUAAUCCCUUAACGCUUUUCCACUGGAGCUGAGUCCCCCUGUGAUCCAGCAGCACUGAUCCAUUAUGGGGAAGAUGGACGGAGAUAAGGAACAAGGAGCUGGAGGGAAUGGGAGGUUUUGCUCUUUAAAAGCUGCUUGCAGGAGACUCAUGGCUGGAGGAUGACAGCAACUCAUGGGGAAGAAAAAACAAGAUGCACUUAAGACUCGAUUUAUCCAGCCUCCACGCCAGCUGGUGGUAGGAGCGAGGCUCUGCUUUUUUCCAUACUUAGACUGGUAAAACCUCAUUCCACCUUACCACUAAAGGCAGUGGCUUUAUGGCCUUUCAGUAUUUAAAUCAGUGUGGACUGGCCCAGAAAAGACAACCUGAAGAUUGUGAGUAUCUUUAAUAGACUGUGAGCUCAACAUUUUGCAUUUUGCCACAUUAAGGCAUCUGUAGAUUAGUAUUAAACUGUUUAUUGCCGCUGACAUAACAAUACUAUACGAGAAUGUAAAAUAAUUCUGUUUUGUCUGUCGUAAAAGGCUUAGAGCUCUGACCAAGACAGUUUACCAAACCCAGUCGUACAAUAGCAAAAAAGGCUGUCAUUGCAUGUUUCUGCAAACCUUCCAUUUUUAUAAGAGUACCUUGGUUGAUGAUGGGAAAAGACUGUGGGUUGGUUUAAAUAUUACAAAAUAUGUUUUCACAUUGUUGUGGGAGCAGUUAGGGCUUUUUCUGUAUGUAAUCAAGCCCUGACAUCUUUUCCUAAAUUGAACCAAUUUCUGCCAGAAUCUACACCUACCCAUAAAAAUAUUAUUUUAUAUAUAAUCACUAAUACUUCUACAAAUAGGUCUACUACACAUGAACACAUUUCAAGUUAGAAAGAGUCAUGAACAGUUAAAACACUAUAAUAUUGUUGGCUCUUUCAAGAAAUAUUGAUAGGAAACAUAGUUUUUAAUCACAAACAUUGAGAUCAUACCAUUGCAGAAACAUACAAUGACAACAUUCUAAUGUUUUACUGGCGAAUGGGUUACAAAGAAAGUUUACCACUGAUGUUCUCCCAAGUGGAUGACAAUCUCUGUGCGUUAACAAUGUUUUCUAUGUAGUCAAACAUCUGGUACAGGCAGUGAAUGUGUUUAUGCUUGGAUGACUGAAAAGACAGUGUCAACAGAAACUUUAAUACGAUCCACAUCACCUGUAUCAAGAUGUGACCUCAAAGUGUAUAGGCCAGAUGGACUGUACAUAAGUCAAAACUGA